UUUUUCAAACAGCAUGGCAAUAUUGAGAUCAUAACCUCAAAAAUUUGACAGAUACCAACUGAUGUUAUUUCCUAUGUUGAUAAUUUUCAGAGAUUGAAACGAGACUGAUAUUUAGUAAUUUGACCUCAGCCCAAUUUAACCUCUGAAUACUAAAAUAAGAGUAACUUAUAAAACCAUGGACGGUGACUACGAGACGAAAUUACAAGAAUUGAAGAAAAAAAUCAAGAGUUUUCCAGACUUUCCUAAACCGGGGAUUUUAUUCUGGGACAUAUUCUCGGCGCUAGCAGACGGUCCUACGAACAAGAUACUACAAAGUCUACUAGUGCAGACUAUCAAAGCGAAGUUCCCUGAUGUCCAAGCAGUCGUCGGCUUGGAGUCCCGAGGGUUUCUGUUCUCCUUCUCCAUCGCUGCCGAGCUCGGCAUAGCUUGUCUACCGGUCAGGAAGAAAGGCAAGCUGCCUGGAGAAGUCAUAUCUUACAAGUAUGAUCUAGAGUAUGGAUCGGACGUUCUAGAAAUUCAAAAGGACUCUGUGCAGCCGGGUCUGAAGUGCGUCAUAAUAGACGAUCUGAUAGCCACGGGCGGCUCCAUCACGGCCGCCACGCAUUUACUGAACCGCUGCGGCGCUGACGUCAUCGGCUGCUUGCUCGUCAUUGAGCUCACGGCGCUCGGCGGCAGACAAUGCAUUCCUAAAGGUAUACCUGUACAUUCCUUGAUCACAUAUGAGUAGGUAGUGACAUUUGUUAUUGUAAGGUACUUUUUUGACCUAAUAUGCAGUGACGGAUUAUGUUAUUGUGAAUGGGCACUAUAGCUUAUUCUAAGGGUCCUUGAUUUUAAAUAAAAAAAAAAACUCUUAGGGUCGAUUUAUACUAGCGCAGUGUCGAAGCGCAUCGAAACGUGUAUAUCCAAAACGGAACGUAACAAAUUCAACCUUACCUCCACGGCGUAACGCACACAUGAGAUUUUAAAAUGGCGCGCGCAUUCGUCGGCAUUCGCGCGUCUGCGCGCGAACAAAGCCUCGACUCUGCGCUAGUAUAAAUUGACCCUUACGCUGUGGAGUUAAAGUUGAAUUUGUUAUGUGCAGUUUUGGAUAGACGCUUCGAUGCGCUUCGACUCUGCGCUAGUAUAAAUCGACCCUUAGAGCAAAAGUGGGUUUGGCCAAGAGCAAGUAGCAAUUAUUACUACUUAGGUACCUACAUGGUUAAUCCGUCACUGCCAAUACAGACCUUACUUUCUAAGCAUUAAAAGCUACUUUUGUAGUACAAUCGAAUGUUCUAGAUUUUCUACUGUUUUUAAACUACGUCACCUUUUGUUGGACAUAGAAAUGUACCUUAUAAUUUACUAUCGGUUUUAUAUAAAACUAAAAAUAGGUUAAUUGUUACAAAAUUAUGUUAAUUAUAAUGAUGAUGUUUUAAUAUUAAUUAAUUAUGGGUAUCGUGCAGUGGUACAAACGUACUAAUAAUAGCCAGUCGUACUGUCUGUCGGUUGAUUUACCUGCUAGUGUUUAUAUGUACUUGAUUAUAGCUACAUAGCAACGAAC
Molecule: messenger RNA, 1537 nt
Organism: Spodoptera frugiperda (fall armyworm)
Lineage: Eukaryota; Metazoa; Arthropoda; Insecta; Lepidoptera; Noctuidae
Gene: Aprt
Product: adenine phosphoribosyltransferase
Exons: 4
Coding region: 176-727 (183 amino acids)
Biological process (GO): AMP salvage; adenine salvage
Cellular component (GO): cytoplasm
Molecular function (GO): adenine binding; AMP binding; adenine phosphoribosyltransferase activity
Source: RefSeq, a predicted model, not a curated record